GAGUUGAGAGAAUCUACCGACAAGUUAAAUUCAUCAACAGCAGAGAAUCCAUUCUCUGAGCAACAGACAGCUCCAGCUCUUGCUCUGGUGAAAAAACAGGAGAUUGAUAUUGUGAGAAUUGAUCACAUGGCCAUUGCUUUGUCAAAGACAUUCAAGUCACCAGUAGUGGAUACCAUACAAUGUCUUCCUCAACAUCAACAGAUUAUAAUGUGCUCUGCUGCAAAGCAUUUCCGUGGUGUGAAGAAAGAUACAACUAUAGGAGAGUUAAACAAAUCUUACAUAGACAUCUGCAAAGCAACACUAAUUCCCCCGGUUGGGAGUUUUGAAUUUUCAAGUAUGUGCAAAGUGCUAAAUGACCAGGGCCUCCUCAAACUCAGUGGCCAAUCCAGAGAUAUAAAAUCCAAGAGAGUGACAUUGAAUGUAGAUGAAGGGGACAUCACAUUUGCAUUGCAGGGAAUCCGGUUUUUUCGGACUUGUCUUGAGUAAUUAUGUUCAGCUUAGAGAUCAAUGCUCCCAAUUUU
Molecule: messenger RNA, 521 nt
Organism: Rosa chinensis
Lineage: Eukaryota; Viridiplantae; Streptophyta; Magnoliopsida; Rosales; Rosaceae
Product: cell division control protein 6 homolog B
Exons: 6
Coding region: 127-486 (119 amino acids)
Biological process (GO): mitotic DNA replication checkpoint signaling
Cellular component (GO): nucleus
Molecular function (GO): DNA replication origin binding
Source: RefSeq, a predicted model, not a curated record